Rhipicephalus sanguineus (brown dog tick) is the source of this 1775-nucleotide messenger RNA. RefSeq lists its product as uncharacterized. The record is from RefSeq and is a predicted model, not a curated record. The coding region runs from base 99 to 491 and encodes 130 amino acids. NCBI's taxonomy places the organism in Eukaryota, Metazoa, Arthropoda, Arachnida, Ixodida, Ixodidae. The transcript has 3 exons.
GCCGGACCCGGGGCGCUCGUAGCGCUGUUUGUCGUACAGGUGGCUCGGUACGCAACCGGCAGCAGCACACGCGCUCGAGUACUACGACGUGGCCGAGGAUGCCGCAUCGCGGCCGCUCUGAGUUGUUGCCGUCGGCGCUGGUCGCGCUAUGGCUCUCCUCAUUUGCCUACAUUGCAUAUGCCGCCAAGAAAGACUGCUUGAUAGACAAGGCGAAAGGAUGGUUUGAUCCCAGCAAUGUGUACCAGUGCGUGAACUCCGAUUGCUGCACCGAAUACGGCAAGCACUCCUGCUGCGCCAAGAAGGCAAAGUCUGAAAUCAUACAAGAGCAGUUGCUACUCUGGGGCGGCUUACUGGGCUUCCUGCUCCUCCUCGCUGUCAUCAUCUACUGCAAGAGGAAGGACGUGCAGAUCUUCGAGGGCCGCUCUCUGCGCUGCAAGUUCUGCCCCGGACAGAGAGACCGAAUUGAGAACAUUCGAUCGAACGUGGCUUGAGCCGGCGGCAGUAAAGAUGCGACGCGAUCUCUCUGCCCCGAGGACGACGCGGGCCCUUCGGCGGCGGGCGCGCCUUCGCACGCGAGGUGCCUGGCGGAUCCUCUGUACAGACGGGAACCCCCUCGUGUCCGCUCCAAAAAAGAAGGAAAGAAAAAAAGGAGCGUUUUGCAAAUCCAGAGCUUAGUUAGAGAUUACGGGUUGUCUCGUUUUGUUUUCUUUCUUCCCAUUUUAGCCGAGUGAGCAGUGAAAAAAGAACUUUACACACUAAAGUAUGUCCCAAUGUUGUAAUCAGGGUUAUCGCCAGACAUAUAGGAAUACAAUUUGUAGGAUGUUGCUGUUCUAUAGUAUAUGACCAUUUUUUUAGCUUAAUCUGAGAUGCCCGUACUCUUUCUUUUUUUUGGAAGGUACGUUCUUUAGAUGGGUGAAAUGUCGUUUAAUCUUGAAUUAUCCUAUUGCAUUGCGGUACUGUAUACUAGGCAGUCAUUGCGGAACGUGUUCUCUAAGGACUACUUAAUAGCAAGACCUGUACCAGGGCCAGUCGAUGCAAAGUCGUUCAGUUAGUCCUGUUAAGGGUUAAGGCAAAACGCUGUCUUAUGUCUUAACGUGACACCAGGUUUUUUUCGUUAAGCGUAUGUGGCGAUGGCAAGUUCAACAGAGCGAAUAGCGCCGGCAAUAAAAAAAAGAAACGAAUACUGACGAAUAGGAGACUGGUUAUGUGUUUACGUGUGUUGUUAUACAUGUAUGUAUUGCUGUCAAAAUAUAAUCAGCGUUGAGUGGUCCACUAGCCCUUCUUGUGCCGUCAUUAGCGCUGUUCGCUAGCGACGACCAGCUAACUAGCCUAACUUCGUACGUACUCUUGUAGGCUGUGGUGUUCAAAGAAAUAGCCUCUUAAUUCCAACAUUUGUAUUUGCAAUGGUGACAACCGCUCCGCACAGAGACACGUGUACCGUUUUUCGUGCGUCACUUCCUGCUUCUAACCUGAAGGAGCCAAUAAUCGCGUAAGAAAUGAGCUGCUUUAACACAACGGUAAUGUAUUAUCAAUAACUUUGAGAGAGAUAAGGCAAUGCGGGCAGUAGCAUGAACACUGUUCUCCGCAUAUCUUCGAAGUCUGCCUGAAAGAGCAGCUUUUAACACACAUUUUAAGGAAAUAACGAGCGAUCUAUAUUACGACGCCGUAAUACAGAUUAUCGCAACUGUAAAUGAUCUUAUGAAAAGGCAAUGAAAUUUAAAAAAAAUUCAUUACAUAAAAAAACGGAAUGAUCAAGUAAGCGCGACUAAUUACUG